This is a messenger RNA of Linepithema humile (Argentine ant), 4474 nucleotides long. The record is from RefSeq and is a predicted model, not a curated record. NCBI's taxonomy places the organism in Eukaryota, Metazoa, Arthropoda, Insecta, Hymenoptera, Formicidae.
AGUAUACAUAUAUCUAUGCUGUGAUUAGUUAAAUUUGUCGUGUGAAUCUCGUGCUUAACUGUAUCAGUAUUGCGUUGCAUAUGUAUAUCAGCAAUUAAGAUUUGAUAAAACGCAGGAAUAUAAGUGAUACCACUAAUAAUCGAAGAUUGUGCUUGACUGAGUAAUUUGUGAAAGCAACUUAUUGACUUCUGAUGAUUAAAUGCCGAUCUCAUGUUGCGGAAAAUGAAUAAGAAGAAAAAUAUCCUGCAAUUCAUAAAAAGUUUUCAUAAAAAGAUUUUCAUAGUAAUUUUCUUGCAUUUAUAUUUUCACAUAUAUAUGCGUAUAUUUUACUUAUACAAUGUGUUUCUGUAUACUGUUAUUAUAUUCCUAUAUUGUAUAAGUAUAUUACAUAUAUAUUAAACAAAGAAUAUAAAUAGUCAUGUUGGGAAUUCCCAUGUUGGGAAAAGAGAUAUUAGUUGACAAAAUGGAAGAUAGCAGCAGUAAAGAUAACAAUGUUAUGAACUCAGAAUCAAAACUAAAUAGAUUGUUCAUAAAUUGGACUUCAUUGACUCCAUUACAUGAAAAGAGCUUCUUUUUAAAACAUCGAUUUGGUUCACCUAGAUUGCUCAGUAAAUCAGUUCCAAGAAGAAAUAAAAGCUUAUUUCAAUACAAAAUAAAUAGAUCUUUGAACUUUGAUCUUGUUAGUUCAAGAAAGCAUAGUUGGUCUAAAUCACCAAAUUCAAGUUUAGACGAUGGAGAUCAUUCUUUUAAUAAGGAUAAAUCAUUACGAGAUUUAUCUAGAUCAGCUAAAAUAAUGAGAGCACUUAGUUCUGAUCACAAUUUGUUGAGGCAUAGAAAUAUGAGUAUAAAAAGAUCGUUGAAUUUUGAUUUAACUCCGAGUCCAGAGAAAAGCAAUAGCAUUGACAGCAAUUCCCAUAUGGAUUCAAUCAAUGUUACGUUAUCAAGUUCGGCCACAAGUUCUUCCUUAUUAGGUGAAUUUAUGAAACUAGAAACAAAUUCAUCUAAUUCUACUGCGAAUAGCGCGCUGGAAUCAAUGGAUGAAAAUCAGAAUCAAACGCCUCAGCAGAACAGAAAAAUGAUCAAAAUAUCAAACAAUAGAACUUCUGAUGCAAAAGAAAAUGUAAGUGAGUCAGAAUCAUCCUGUUCUACAUCGUCGUUUCAAAGUCCCAAGGAUAACAUUGACAAUAUGCUAUGCAUGACACAAACACCUGAUUUACAAUGUUUGAAACGAGACAAUAGAUCAAGAGCAUUCAACUGUGUUAUCAUUGCAAGUACACCCAGGAAUUUAUUCCAAGAAUUUGAUCAAAAUGAAGAUAAUAGGCCAUGUACACCUGAAAAUAUAAUGCGUUUAAUUCCACAGAGCAUAAGUUCUAUCAAGAAGAGCCAUAAAAAGGAGAAGCUGUAUUGUCACGAGGAAGAAUCUCUUACACGACAGAUCAAUGUUUCUGUAAGGAAGAAGUUUCAUACAAACAUACAGAUAGAAUCAUUGGAAACAGAUGUGUUUACAAAUGCUAGUUGCAGUAUUGCUUCUAUAACAAAAUCUCUGAAGAAAAACAAAAGUGUUAAAAAAACACUUAUUUAUGAUUUGGAUGAUAAACUUGUUGACACUACAUCAGGUUUUGAUGAUGAUGCACAAUGGAAGACUGCAUCAAGGAAGAAUGAUUUACCAGAGGACAGAUCAAACAAAACGGAAAGUGCCAAAGUAGGGGAUAUUGAUUCAAUCGAUUGUGAAAAGUCCAAGGAAGAUAGUGACAGUAUACAUUUUGGAAGUCACAACAGUGAAGAAGAAAAUUGCUCUAACGAAAACUCUUGUGAUAAGGAAGUACAGCAGCCAUCUUUACAAGAAGACUCGGUAAACAUUUGUAGAGUCAAUGCGUCGAAUGAGAAUAGAGAAGUAUCUACGAAAUCUAACUCACCUGCUUCUCAAAGUUCUAAUGGAGCAGCUACACCUGAAAACAGCUUUAACAUUCUAGACCAUGUGUUCACAGAAUCAAUUAAGAAAUCACAUAAGAAAAUUAAACAUGAAAAUAGAAAAGCGUUAUUCAAAACAAAAUCUCUUCAUGAAAAGAUAGCAGCAGAACCUGAGACGACAGCUCAAGAUACUUAUAACAAUGAUCAAUGUGAAGAUAUUAAAAAUAAGACAAUGGAUACCUCAAGUUCGCCGAAUUCUAAUCGACCAAGCACACCUGAAAAUAUAAAUUCAAGUAGACUUUUACUGCCUUUAUUUAAUUCAAUUAAAAAGUCACACAAAAAAGAUAAACUUGGCAAAAAGAUCUAUAGCUUUUCUAAAAGCUAUAAAUAUGAAAAUCUUACAAAUACUAAUAAAAUCUCACGCAGGAACAAGUCACUUAGAUUAAAAGAAUCUCCUGACAUCUUGGGAUCCAACAAAAGAAAAAAGUCAAAAAGCAUGUCUUUACUAAGCAAUACAUGCAAAUCGCAAUCUUUGGAAUAUAAAGAUGCAAGUGAUGAAUAUAAAGAUGCAAGUGAUGAAUUUAAGAUUUAUACUCCUAUUAAAAAAGUGCCAUUAUCUCUGUUCACUGUCACGAAUUGUGCAGAUGAAACUUCACAAGAAUAUCCUAUCCAAACAUCAAAGGAAAUCAAUUGUUCCAGAUGUGUAACGCCAGUUAUACAUUAUUCAGAAAAAUUGAGAGAAAGCAAUGAUUUGAUAUCUAAAAAAUGCGCUAAUAUUAAACAAUUCGUGACUGAUGAAUGUGUUUUGAAGGAUAAAUCAGCAGACACUAUAAAUCUGAAGAAUAAAAAUGGCAGAUCAAGUCCUUUACAUAAGUCGACAACAGAACUGCUUGAUAAUGUAAACUCUAUUAAAAAAUCGCAUAAGAAAGACAAACAUGACCGCAGUGUACGUAGGAGACGAGUUUUAGGGAAGAAACAAUCGUAUACCAAGGAAAGUAGAAAUGGAAAUGUUGCAAGUAACGUAAAGGUAUUGGAAGAGCAUGCAAGUUUGCCAUUCAAAUCUUUGAAUGUUGACAAUCAUUGCGCCGAGAUGGAAAUAUAUAGCAAUAUCCUUGAUGAGAAGCAAAAUAAAAGCUACAACGAAAUUGUGCAGGGCAGUCCUCAACCAUCUACAAGUCAAGCAAAUGACAGUUUUGAAAAUGCAACAAAUAUCGAACAAUCAGAACUUCUAAGUACAACGCCUUCAAAUGAUGUAAACGCGAUAAAUUUCAUCAAAGUGCUGCAUACAACUUCCAUUAAAAAGUCUCACAGAAAGGAACGUGACGAUAACGCGCAAGCCAAGUACAUUUUGAUGAGCGAAGAGCAUGAAUUAUCUGAUGAUGGAUCGAUAUUCAAUGAGGAUGAUAGACUGAACUUAACUGAAAGCUUUGGCUUAUGUCAAGAUAGUGACGAUGAAAUGAUAAACUAGAUUAGGUUGUAGAUAGAUUAGAAUAAGAUUUACUAGAUGAUAUUGCUGAAAUAAGAGAAAAUGAAUUAUAUAGAAUAUCGUUUUUUUUUAGGUGCAGAUAAAUUUUAAUAAGGAAUUUUCUUCAAACUAUUUAAUCGUUAACAUUAAAUAUCGCAAAGCUAGUAAGCUUUGAAUUAAACUUGUAUUAAAUAUGAAUUAUAUAAAGAUAGAAAUUAUGUGAAGAACAAGAUUUAGAUUUUGCUCUCCAGCGGUUUAUCAUUCGUGAGAAACCUUUGCUCAUAAUGCAAAAUCUGAUAUCUGAUAUGAUGCAAAAUCUUGAUAUCUUGUAGAAAAUUUUCAAGUAAGCUAAAUAUAAAUAUUAAUUAUAAUUAAAAUUGUGAUCAUGGUCUGAUGCUUUGUAUAUUCUGUUUACAGGUUUAGAAGGAUAUUGAACAAAUAAUUAUAACAUGUUUUUUAAUUUACUAUUCACAUUUUAGAAUUCUGUUUCAUAUGUUUAAAUCAUAAGUUAAUCAAAUGAUAAGUGAACAAAUAUGUUGUAAUAAUUAAAGCUAUAAAAUUAAAGAAGGUAAUGGAUUUCUAUAUUUCAAGCAAAUGAUUUGAAUUUAAGUAGUUGCAAUAUCAUCUAGUGGAUACAACCACAGUUAACAGCGAUUAUUUGUCGAUUGUUUAAAACAGUGUCUUUCAAAGAUAUAUUGAACUUAUAUACUUGAUGACUGAGACACUAACAAUAUUCUAAGAACACACAUAAUGCUAAUUUUGAUAAGCAUUGUACAUUUAAUAUCAAACGUAGAUCUAAUAUUUUCCUUGAUUAAUUUUCGACUGUUUUGUUUUUAGAAUAUUUUUACUUAUGCAAUUUAAAUCUGUUACACUUGAAUUUUAGAAUAAUCUGUAGAUUUUAUAUUGCAUUUCGUUACGUUUUCGUAUAUAAUUUAUAAGAGAUACUGGUAUUUUAAAUUGCAAUUCAUUAUUCAAACAAUAUGUGUAUCAGAUGUUAUACUUGCAUUUAUCACUAACAAAUUCAUUUUAAUACCAAUCUCAAUAGAACGUACGUUUACUUAUAUUCUAAGAAUUACUUUUAUUUUAUUCGACUAUAAU